AUGGAGGCAGCAGCAGCGACAGAGGCGUCUCUCCGUGCUGCUUCUGCUGCAUUUAGUAAAACAUCUAAGAGGCCCUUUAGAGGGUUUCAGGGCCUCAGCAGCAUCAGCAACAGCAGCAGCAGAAGCAACAGCAGCAGCAGGUGCAGCAGGAGCAGCAGUUGCAGAAGCAGAAGUAGCAGCACUCGGGUGCUGCUGCUGCUGCCGCUGCUUUUUCUAGGCGUUGUGCUGCUGCAGCCUGAACCAGUGAACAGCAGAGUGUUGUUUGUGUCUCCUCGAGGGGGCCCCUUAUUAUCUUUUUCUGUCUCUCUAGAUGCAGAGUUUGCUCCUUGGGGGCCUCCAAUAGAAGAGGUAGUAGGUCAACUCGUAUAUAAAGGCAGCAGCUGCACUGCAGCAGAUCCAACGCUGCUUGCAUUUUCUUACCUAGACUUCCGAACAAAGCUGCUGCAGCUGUCUCCUUUAGAGACACUUAAAGGCCUAGCAGCAAAACUGCUACCUACCAAACGGACCUCCCCUGCUGCUGCUGCUGCUGAUACUGAUCCGGGGGCUGCUGCUCCUGUUCCUGCUGCUGUUGCUGCUGCUGCUGAGGGGAUACAGCCAGGAGGUGCGGGGCCUGAUGCUUUGGCAGCAGUAGCAGCAGCAGCAAAAGCAGAAGCGGAAGCAGCAGCAGCAAGCCCUGCAACAAAAGGAGACAGCUGGCGAUGGGCUAUGCAGCGGACGAGGAGACUGCGGAGAGACAGUUUAAGUUUGCUGCUUCCUUUUAUUUCUUCAUUUCUUCUUCGUGCUCUUUGUAAUGAUGGGGCCCCCUUAAGAAGAGCAGAGGGCCCAUCGGUCUCUGCUGCUGCUCUGCUAGGGCAGCAGCAGCUGCAGCAGCAGCAGCAGCAGCAGCAGCAAGAGCAGCAGCAGGAGCAUUUGGCUACCUCUUCCUCCUCUUCUUCCGCAGCAACAGCAGCAGGAGCAGCAGGAUUUGCUGCUGCAGCAGAAGAGACAGACAAGGAGACAUUAAAAGGUCUUUCUUUGCGAGGUGGAAGGCUGCGAGGAGGAGAGACAAACAAAAGAAUAUGGAUGUUUGGGCGCUGCAGCGAAGAAGAGCUGCUGCAGCUUAUAAGAGCAGCAAACAACUCGGGUGUUGCUGCUUUGCUGCUGACUGAUACCCCCUUUCGCGACUAUGCUUUACCGCUGCUGGGGAACGCCUUUGCUCCUAAGCCCUUGAUGCCUGUAGUAUCCCUUCCAGAUGGUUUGCUGCUGCAGCAGGUGAAGCAGCGCGCAGCAGCAGCAGCAGCAGCAGGAGCAGAUCCACUAUACGCCCUCGUUGAUCACCUCCCUUCUAAGGGAGCAGACUGUGGGGCCCAGCAGCCGCUGCUGCUAGUAGCGCUGCUGUCUCUACCUUUGUGGUGUCUCCUUACGUGGAGAGCGCAGCAAGAUUGUAGAGGAGCAGCAGCACGAGAUGCAACAGCGCUGCAUCGAUUGCUGCUGCUGCCGCCAGCUUUUAAAGCUGCUGCUGCUGCUGCUCAGGUUGUCUUCUUGCUGCAGUGUCCCUCUUGGUCUUCUCCAGCUUCUGAAUAUGUUGCAGUUGCUCUUCUUAUAUGUGAAACCCUCUUCAAUACUUUCUUUGCUGCCUGUCUCCUUCUAAUAAGCAAGGGGUAUCUGCUAACAAGAGAGACAAUAAACAACAGAGAAAGCCUUACCCUCGCCCUGCUUCUGCGGCUAGAGUUCGUGAGGGCAGCGGGUUUAAAUGAACUGCAGGCAGCGCUGGAGGUGAAGGAGGAGAUGUUCCGUGUGCAUGCAUCUGAAGAGCAGCAAUCAGUGCUGCCUCUGUACUCUGUUGCACCUCUGCUGCAGCGAGGUGAAGGGGACAGCGUGUGGGGCGCAGGAGCUUCCCCAUCAGGCGCAGCAGCAGCAACAGCAACAACAACAGCAGCAGCAGCAGCAGGGUCUCCUUCUUUUACUUUCUCAGAGACACUUAGAGAAGACUUUCCUAUUGUUAUACUAAACCCCUCGCCUCCGGGGGGCCCCAGGGCCUCCGCCUAUAAGGGCCUCGCUGUGGGCACGCUGAUAGCUCCGAGCAACCCCUAA
Messenger RNA from Eimeria acervulina, 2073 nucleotides. RefSeq lists its product as hypothetical. The transcript has 3 exons. The record is from RefSeq and is a predicted model, not a curated record. Bases 1 to 2073 code for a protein of 690 amino acids. NCBI's taxonomy places the organism in Eukaryota, Apicomplexa, Conoidasida, Eucoccidiorida, Eimeriidae.